Cataglyphis hispanica is the source of this 3556-nucleotide messenger RNA. Its product is annotated as mitogen-activated protein kinase kinase kinase 7-like. Gene Ontology annotation, biological process: positive regulation of canonical NF-kappaB signal transduction; protein phosphorylation; JNK cascade. The transcript has 9 exons. Gene Ontology annotation, molecular function: ATP binding; MAP kinase kinase kinase activity; magnesium ion binding. Lineage: Eukaryota; Metazoa; Arthropoda; Insecta; Hymenoptera; Formicidae. Bases 142 to 2001 code for a protein of 619 amino acids. The record is from RefSeq and is a predicted model, not a curated record.
AAUAGCAGUGCCCUUCGGCUUGAUAUUGGAAAAUGGCGAUUUGCGAGGUUGUUUGAAGCAUAAUUUCAGUAAACACAAUCUCGGACUCGCAACUCGUUGGUUAAAUGUGCCCUGAAAAUCAUGUGAUGUGCACUGUGUGCGAUGGCGAGCAAAGAGAUAAUCGGCCAUCAGCAGCAGUUCGUUGAGGAAAUCGAGUAUAAUGAAAUCAAAACUGAGCAGGUAGUCGGCAAAGGUUCCUUUGGAGUCGUCUGGAAAGGAAGGUGGAGAGGGCAGGAUGUUGCUGUGAAACACAUAAAUACGGAAGGAGAAAGAAAAGCCUUUACCGUAGAAGUUCGCCAACUAUCCAGAGUCGCCCAUCCCAAUAUUGUUAAACUGUAUGGUGCCUGUACCAAGAAUCCAGUAUGCUUGGUUAUGGAGUAUGCAGAAGGUGGAUCAUUGUAUAAUGUACUGCAUUGUAAUCCUCAACCGCAUUAUACUAUUAGUCAUGCUAUGAGUUGGACUCUUCAAUGUGCGCUCGGCGUCGCAUAUCUUCAUAAUAUGAAACCAAAACCAUUGAUACACAGAGAUCUAAAGCCACCUAAUCUGUUAUUAGUUAUGGGUGGACAGAUGCUUAAGAUCUGUGACUUUGGUACAGCCUGCGAUUUACACACAUACAUGACUAAUAAUAAAGGCUCAGCUGCAUGGAUGGCACCAGAAGUAUUUGAAGGAUCUAGGUAUACGGAGAAGUGUGAUGUAUUUAGUUGGGGUAUCAUUUUGUGGGAGGUUUUAGCACGUCAAAAGCCUUUUGAUGAUCUUGCCCCCUUAGGCGUUUCAGCCUUUAGGAUAAUGUGGGCUGUUCAUGUAGGACAAAGGCCUCCUUUAAUAGAAGGAUGUCCGAAACCAAUCGAGGAUCUUAUGACCAGAUGUUGGCAGAAAAUACCUGAAGAAAGACCUUCCAUGGAUGAAGUAGUAAAGAUAAUGACCAAACUAUCAGAAUUUUUCAGUCCACAUUUAGAACCUAUUGAAUAUUCCUUAAGUUGCAAAGCUGAUAAUGUAGAUGAGAAUGAAGCAUCAAGGGAAGAUACACUAGAUAUAGCCAGUACGUUAGAUUCUGGAAUGAACGGUUCUGUUGCGAACGGUACUAUUUGUACAAUUCCAAAGUCUUUAGAAAAAGCUAAUAAAUCCUUCAAUAUAGAGAGAUCAUUGCCUUUUGCAUUAUCUCUCGCAACGCCGUUCAGCGACACACCGACGAAUUUCUCGCCACGUCCAAAUAAUUUAGGAUUUCAACAAGUAUCUGACGAGUGUCCGAUAUCGAAUAAUCAUUUUCCUGGGAACGUGGAUAAUAAUUUAGAACAUGCCAAAUCAUCGAUCUCGCAAAGUGCAGCAAUACCAACGGCAUACGACGACACGUUUGCUGCGCUGCAACGCAAAAAUUAUCAUUUUGCUCCAUUACAUGUGGAAUGUGACCCGCAUGCUUGGGAUUUACCGAGCUCCUCUGAUACCUCUUGGGAAAUUCCAAAUAAUAUGGCCGGAUUAGAUAAAGUGGUGCAAAAAACGAAGAAAAAUAUCCAAAGUAGCAGCACUACGAGCGAAGAUUUGGGCAAUGUCUGCCGCCUCUUGGACGCCGACCUGAGGCCUCUCACGCCUGACGAUACUUGCAAACGUUCGCGAGAGAUCUUCGAGGAGCACAAACAAAUAGCACAGGAAUAUCUCAAGGUGCAAACAGAGAUAGCUUUGUUGAGCCAGCAUAAAAACGAGAUGUUAAAGAACCUAAGCAUUGACAGUCUCAGGCAACAGCAGGAGUUGCGAAAACUUGAAGAUGAAAAGGAGUCGCUGCUGAAGUUAUGUCGCAAUCUACAGCGGCAAUUACAGAUCAUGAAGGAUCAGAGAAUCAAGGGAGCGUUGACGAAUGCUGCUGCUGCUGCCGCCACCGCUACUGCAACGCCGACGAUAGGACCCGCCGUUUCCGGAAACAACGGUUGGGUGGUAGUACCGCGUCCAGACUCAUCGAGGCUUUCUUGAGAUUUUACACAUAUUCGAGGGUCUCGACAAGAAUGUAUUUACACGUCACGUUGCGCGAUCGAUCGGCGAUGCGGAUGGAAUCAUACACGUUGAAAUUCCAAUUCAAUUUUAUACGACUAAAUCGCGCCGUUUACUACCGAUAAAGUCGUGACUAUGCGAAUUUGUAUGGUUAUCUAGCGAAAGACUAUUUUAUCACUGGAAUAUCUGGAUACGAUGCAUGAAAAAACUGUAUUUGAUUUCCGAUGUUAUGUGAUACAGAAGACGCAGUUCAGAUACAGAUUUAAUAUACAGGUAUGUCUUUCAUUAGACUUUUAUUGCAGAAUUUCACAAUCCCAUCUUUUUUUCUAUCUUCUUGCCAAUGCGCGUUCUCCUCGUUCGCGAUGCGAAAUUGAUUAAUACGGCAGCAUAGAUCUUUCCUGUGUGAUAUCUGGUAAUAAUAUUUAAAAAAAUGUAAUGGGAGAUUAUUUUCGAUUUCGAAAACCUCGGAGGCAUCCUUAAUAAUAAUAACGCAAUCUAGUCGCUUCGACGAUGACUCAUAAUUUGUCGAACUUUUUGUUUAUAUUUGAUGUAUAAAGAAUGUGUUGUAUAAUCUUUAUUAUUUAAACUAUGUAUUGCUUAUACUGAUCGAAAUUAUUUUAUAUAUUUUUUUGACUUGAUAUAUUAUAUUGAAUACACAAAAAAAGGAUAUUGCAAAUAUCGAACAAUGAUCAAUGAACAUGAGUGCGCAACUAUUUAAAUUAUAUUUGAAUUUUAUUUCUCCGUACGAUGUUCGCAGUACAUAUAUGUAUAUAUAUAUAUGAUUGAAUUGAUCGUGUAUCAGAGAUAUAAUCUGUAUACGACUUUCUAUAGAAUACUUGUUACUUUUAGCCAAUCAUAUUGCAAGAAAUGAAUUAAAAUUCGUUUUUCUUAUCGUGCGAUUGUUUGUUUGUUUUUUUUUCUUUUUAAUAGUUGCUUUACGUUUCAUCUAAAUGCGAAAUUGAUAUUUUUGCAACAAUUACUGGUCUAACGAAUCGUAAAGAUAAAAAUACUAUUUAAAUCACAAUGAAUUCAUUGAAUGUGCAGAAGCGUUUCUGUUUUAAUCGAGCCGAAUAAAUGGUCGUCUGAGAUGCAAGAUAAAGGACAACUAUUGCAAAAUAUGAAUCAAAAAAAAUAGAAUGGAGCGCUAAAAAAAAGUUAGAAAAUGAGUGAAAAGCACUGAAAAGUUAGAAAAUAGAUGCACAACGAUAUCAAUAGCGAUUGUAUGAGCAGACUAUUUUAUUACUUAUUGAAAAGGAUAUUGAUAGAAAAUUCUCACACAUCAAAAAUUGAGUAAUCAAAAAAUAUCUCGGGCUAAUUUUUUUGUUUUCCGUUUCUAUUUUAAAUAGAAAAUCUCUCGGGAUUCCUCAUUAUUUCACAAUUAAAAAAGGAGAUGUAGACGUAUGACAAAAUAAUUACAUUCUGAGAGUUUUUCGACGAGUUCUCUUUCAAGAAUCUGUGAAAUUGUGAAACCUGAGCUAUAUGUAAAGGAAAAUGCAUGUAUAUAUACAUAUGUAAAUAUAAUUCUGGAAGGUUGCAA